Messenger RNA from Drechmeria coniospora, 474 nucleotides. RefSeq lists its product as uncharacterized. NCBI's taxonomy places the organism in Eukaryota, Fungi, Ascomycota, Sordariomycetes, Hypocreales, Ophiocordycipitaceae. Gene Ontology annotation, cellular component: membrane. The coding region runs from base 1 to 474 and encodes 157 amino acids. The transcript is spliced from 2 exons. The record is from RefSeq and is a predicted model, not a curated record.
AUGGCUCUCGGCUCCGCCAUCACCCUCAUCCUCUACGCCGUCCUCGGCGUCUUUCUCAUCAUCGAGCUUGGCCUGACAAGUUAUGUCGUCAGCAAGACCAACAUCGGCGGUUGGUGGUGGUCCACGACGCCCUCGUCCAUAGCCUUCCUCCUCUUCUGUACCAUCUGGUCGAUCCUGAUCCUCAUCUACCUUGUCAUCGCCCACAUCGUCGAACAACUCUUCCACUCCCUCGUGGCCCUCGUCCUACUCGUCAUCACCACCAUCUUCUGGUUCGCCGGCAGCAUCGCCGUCGCCGCCUACAUCGGCGUCCCCCACUGCUCCGGCGAUUGGUGCACGCCCAUCCAAACGGCCCAGGCCGCUGUCGCCUUCGGUUUCUUCAUCUGGAUCAUCUUCACCGUCCUCACCGUCUUCACCGGCAUGAGCGCCUUCAGGGGCGGCGCCCGCAAGACGACGGGCCCGCCCAUGCCUGCCUGA